Aegilops tauschii subsp. strangulata is the source of this 4118-nucleotide messenger RNA. RefSeq lists its product as uncharacterized. Gene Ontology annotation, biological process: protein phosphorylation. Gene Ontology annotation, molecular function: protein kinase activity; protein binding; ATP binding. The record is from RefSeq and is a predicted model, not a curated record. Lineage: Eukaryota; Viridiplantae; Streptophyta; Magnoliopsida; Poales; Poaceae.
UGAUAUGUGAAACUCAACUUUCACCUUUGCAACAACUUUCUGUAGUAAUUAUGCAUUUUAUUCUUCCCACUUCCACUGACUGACACUGACUGAACUGGCAUCAUCGGCGCAAUUUCUGCCUUCAACACACUAGUGGAUAACGAACCUCCCGUCAGUGCCAUCAUCGGUGCAAUUUCUGCUUUCAACGCACCAGUGGAUAACGCUCGACAAAGUGACCAGUGCAGUGGGGGACACGGGAAGGACAAGGUAAUCUACGGAUAUGGAGUCCGGCUUCAGGCCAUAUUUUCAUCGGCAUGCCCAUACAGCAUCGCUGUAGUGGAUCACAGACGUAGUGCCCAUUAGUGAAGUUUUGGACAGGACAUUUGGCCAGCCAGACUGUGCGUAGACUUGUCGCAGACGCAGCAUUAGUUGAUCACUGCGCAGUCUGCGGUCAUAUGGGACUGAAAAUGACAAGCAUGAAACCGAUGGCUCUAUGCAACUUGCCUCGAAUCACUAUCUAAAUUCCCCACAAAGAGAAAGAAUCACUAUAUAAGCACACCGAGCUUCUAGUCUGCACACCAAGCUUUUAUUUGCGUCGCCUAAACAUGAUCAUGAUAGUCAUGCAGCUUUUGAUGUUUGCUUCCCUUUGUCUCCCGUGUUCAGCCAAUGCCGUGCAUGCAGCCACUGCUGAAACUGCCACAACAAGCGCCACUGACCACCAAGCGCUCAUGUCAUUGAGGUCUCUGAUUAAAGGAGAUCCAUUCCAAGCACUGGAUUCAUGGGGGAACCAAUCGAUCCCUAUGUGCCAAUGGCGCGGAGUGGCCUGCGGCACGCGUGGCCGCCGUCGCGGCCGUGUCGUAGCACUGGAGCUUGGUGGGCUCAACCUUCUUGGCACCAUUGCCUCUUCCAUAGGUAAUCUAACUAACCUCAGGCAUUUUGGCCUCCAACAGAAUCGCUUUUAUGGUAUCAUACCAUCAGAGGUUGGACAUCUCGUACAACUCGAGUAUCUGAAUCUCAGCAGGAACUCCAUCGGGGGGGAGAUCCCGCCGACGCUGGCCACUUGUGUUGAGCUUCGAGUUAUUGAUCUCAAGCACAACAUGCAUAAAGGCUCGGUGCCCCGGGAGUUGGCAUCCCUGCAUAAUCUUGAGGUACUGGGUCUUGGGUACAACAACCUUACAGGAAGUAUCCCUGUGGAGAUUGGAAACCUGAAAGCUCUGAUCCGUCUUGAUUUGUCAUCAAACAUGCUAGUAGGAGAAAUCCCAACCCAAAUUGGAAAUCUUAGAAACUUGACCAAGUUACAUCUUAGCUUCAAUCGUCUGUCAGGUUCCGUCCCUGUGGAGAUUGGAAACCUGAAAGGCCUGAUCCAUCUUGUUCUUCACUCAAACAUGCUAGUAGGAGAAAUCCCAACGCAAAUUGGAAAUCUUAGAAACUUGACCGUGUUAGAUCUUCCUAUCAAUGGUCUGACAGGUUUUAUUCCUGUCUCUCUUGGAGGCCUCCAGAAAUUACAGUUUCUGUAUCUAGGGCUGAACCGACUCUCAGGGCCGAUUCCACCUUCCCUAGGAAACCUCUCAUCUCUACUAGUUCUAGCUGUCCAAAUAAGUGGCCUAACUGGUAGCAUCCCUGAAUCGUUAGGAGAUCUGAAUCUGCUCAACGUCCUUUCUCUCACAUCUAAUAGUCUUACAGGCUCAAUCCCUCACACUCUUGGAAAACUCAGUUCUCUCGUUGAGUUUUAUCUCAACGGGAAUCAACUCGAGGGUUCUAUACCACCUUCUGUCUAUAAUCUCUCAUCCCUCCAAAUUUUUAGUGUGCAAUACAACAACCUCAGUGGACCCAUUUCAGAUCAGUUGGGUAAUAAGUUUCAACAACUCCAGAACCUUACCAUAGACAAUAAUAGGUUUCAUGGGUCCAUCCCAGAGUCUUUGUGCAAUGCUUCAAUGCUUGAAAUGGUACAACUGAGCAAGAACUUCUUUUCCGGAGUAAUACCAAAAUGCCUUGGAGCUACCAUGAAGAGCUUAUCGGCACUGCUUCUCUCACAUAACCAGCUAGAGGCAAGGAAUGAUGCCGAUUGGGAUUUCAUUUCUAGCUUGACAAACUGUAGUAUGCUACAGUACCUAUCUCUUGGCCAUAACAAACUACAAGGGGUGAUACCAAAUUCAAUGGCAAACCUUUCCACAAACUUGAGAUAUUUCAGCGUGUCAGGCAACAUGCUACGGGGAAGUAUACCUGAAGGAAUUGGAAACCUUGUCAACUUGCAACACUUGCAGGUGGAUGGUAAUUUCCUAGAUGGAAAAAUUCCUGAAUCGAUUGGCAAUCUUAGGAUCCUGGCUGAAUUAUACUUGUCAAACAAUGGUUUAUCUGGACCAAUUCCACCAAUGCUUGGAAAUCUCACAGCAUUAAUUACACUCGACCUCAGCCAAAAUGUGCUUGCCGGUCCCAUACCAUCCAGCCUUGGAAGCUGCCCUGUGGACACAUUGAGCCUAGCAUUCAAUCAGCUUGUUGGUUCAAUACCAAAAGAGAUUUUCCUCAUAUCGACACUAUCUGAUUCCAUGCAGCUCCAAGGCAAUAAGUUAACUGGGACAAUUCCUCCAGAAGUUAGUAAUCUAGUGAAUCUCGGAUAUCUGGAUGUGUCUGACAACAUGAUAACUGGCUCAGUUCCUGCCUCUCUAGCUCAGUGUGGAAGUUUGCAGUAUCUCAUUAUGGAAGGAAACCUACUUCAGGGCACAAUUCCAGCAUCAAUGUCACAGAUGAAAGGGCUUCUAGUUCUUGAUGUUUCAAGAAACAACUUGUCCGGGGACAUCCCAGUCUUCCUUGGGGACAUGCGGGGGCUCGCUACCCUGAACAUAUCAUUCAACAAUUUUGAGGGUGAAGUUCCAAAACAUGGAUUAUUUCUCAAUGCAAGUGCAACUCUUAUUGAAGGGAACUAUGGCUUAUGUGGAGGUAUCCCCCAAUUUAACUUGCAUCCCUGCUCAAAUCAUACAUCCAAGAAGUGGUCUCACAAGCUUGUCGUGUUGAUCCCAGUAGGCAGUGCACUUCUUUGCAUUAUCUUAGUACUAAUUGUACUAUUUGCACAACAGAAAUUGAGAAACAAGUUUACAAAGAUUAGAAGGGUUCCAUCGCUCCAUAGUGGACAACAUCUGAGGGUUACCUAUGCUGAAUUAGUGAGAGCAACAAGUGGUUUUGCUUCUGAGAACCUCUUAGGCACAGGAAGCUUCGGCUCCGUGUACAAAGGAACAACGAUGAAUGGAGAUCAGGAAGUGAUUGUCGCUAUCAAGGUGCUCAACCUCCAGCAGCGAGGGGCAUCUCAAAGCUUUGUUGCAGAAUGUGAGACUUUAAGAUGCAUCAGACAUCGAAACCUUGUGAAGAUAUUGACCGUCUGCUCAAGUAUUGAUUUCAGGGGUCUAGACUUCAAAGCUCUCGUAUUUGAGUUCAUGCCGAAUGGAGAUCUUGAUCAAUGGCUACACAGCCAUCUCCUGGAAGAUGGGAGCCAUGGCGUGCUCAAUCUUACCCAAAGGAUAGACAUUGCCAUUGAUGUAGGUUCAGCGCUCGAAUACCUUCACCACAAUAAGCCAGUGCCAAUAGUUCAUUGUGAUCUUAAGCCAAGCAAUAUUCUCCUCGAUAAUGACAUGGUUGCCCAUGUGGGUGACUUUGGACUCGCAAGGUUCUUGCAGCAGGAUGAUACUAGCCUCCCAGAAAUAUCAAGUGGUUGGGCUACAAGAAGGGGAACAAUUGGAUAUGCUGCCCCAGAGUACCGUCAAGCAAAUGAAGUCUCGGUCUAUGGCGAUACAUAUAGCUAUGGAAUACUAUUGUUAGAGUUGUUCACUGGUAAAAGGCCAACUAAUGGUGAGUUUCUGCAAGAUCUAAACCUACAUAGUUACGCCGAGGUAGCACUGAGAGACCAAGCCGCCAACCUGGUCAAUCUGGCAGAUUGGGGAUGCUACGAGAGAGCUACUGGCGAUCAGAGACAAGUAUCGCACACACCUAUUGAGUGAAGGUGGGUCCAUCUAAAUGCUUGAUGGCACUCGCUUCAUUGUGAUUAGUAUUCAUCAUAGUACAGAAAAAAUAGAAGGUGGUGCAAGCUUUGUUGCUGCAAUUCACAAGCCAACUAAUAUGCCUGUCUUUUGAAUGGAAUUUCUACAUGA